AUGGCGUCCCGGAAGCAAGGACAAGAGCAGCCAUACUCCACCCAGCAACAGUACUAUCAGUUGCACCCGGCUCAAGCGUCGCAGUUUUCACUACACACCCCCACGGACCCAAAUCCGCCAAACUCAUCUUUUCGGUCUCCCGUGAUGGAUCAGCAACAACCUGUAACUGGGGUAGGACAACAAAGGCUACCACGGGUAUUUGAUGGGGACGAGUCGCCUGUGGAGGAGAAUUUCAAUGAACAGUUGCGGGUUCGCGAACAGCAGCUGCCUGAAGUGGUGGAGCAAGAGCAGUCGCGGUUAGAAUACUCUGUGCCAGAGGGUAUUGAGGAUAAUCAUCAGCCCCAAGGUCACGAACAGCAGUACCAAAGCCCGCAGCACCAGUAUCAGAGCCAAGAGCAGUACCAAGACCACGAACAGCAGUACCAGGGUCACCGUCAGCAGCAGUACCAAGGUCAAGAACAGUACCAGCAGCAGCACCAAUCGCAGCCCCAAGCACAAGAUCUGCAGUAUCAGCAAUCCUCAUCAUCACCACCUCCACCAACUGAUUACCUCCACCAGUACCAGCAAGGUUACGACGCACAUAUCCAAGCCCAAUACUCAACACCCCUCCCCUCGCCGGGCUUCCCUCAAUCACAAUUUGAAGCUCAACAAACUGUCAGACAUACAUCACAGCAGUACGGCCCGGCACCACAAUACGUAUCACCACCACAUUCGCCAUCUUUCCCACCACCUCAACGAUCUGCAACAUUCCGACCACCGCAUCUAUCAUUUCCACCACCCCCCCGCUCACCUUCCUUCAUACCUCACCCGCAGUCUCCUUCAUAUCCGCCACUUCCCCAGUCUCCAGGAUACCCACCACAUACACCAGGGUUUGCACCACAAACGCCGACAUUUCCACCUCCGCCCACAUCAGAAAUCUAUCAACCUUCAGUACCAGUACCACAACCCAGAAUAAUGUCAAGUUCAGUACCGCCAGCGACGGAAACGCCGGCUCCUACAGAUCAGGAUGUGGAGUUGAUUACGAGACCGCCAGAGCCAAUUGUCGCGCCGACAUAUACACCCGGAGCUGGGAUGGAGGGGCCGAAGACUCCGCUUUAUACACCGGGUGGCGGGAGCGGGCCAAAUGGAGGGACUCAUGCGCCAGGCCAGAUUGGGCACCCAAAUCAGCAGAUUGGGAAGGAUGAAUAUCAGCAUGGACUUUGUGAUUGCUUUGGCGAUAUUCCUACUUGCUGUAUAGGAUGUUGGUGUCCAUGCAUAUUGUACUCGCGUACAAACCACAGAUUAAAAACUAUCCCCAACUCAAACCUUAAUGACUUCCACCAUUGUAAUACCCAUUGCGUUGGAUGUUGCGUCUUGGCACCAGUAUCAUGGAUAUUCACUUUUCUCCAACGUGGCCGCAUCCGGGAUAAGUACCACCUCGAAGGCACCCUCAUGAGCGACUGUGGAAAGGCUUAUUGCUGCGUCAUGUGUACGCUUGUGCAAGACGAGCGGGAAGUCAGUGAUCGUGAAGAUGAAAGGAGGAGGAACGCAGGACCAGGCAGUGGUGUAACUUCCUCGGCUGCGCUCAGAUGGUAUCAUAUAUUACUCUACUUAUUUAUGGGAAUGGGUCGGUCUUAG
Molecule: messenger RNA, 1617 nt
Organism: Morchella importuna
Lineage: Eukaryota; Fungi; Ascomycota; Pezizomycetes; Pezizales; Morchellaceae
Exons: 5
Coding region: 1-1617 (538 amino acids)
Source: RefSeq, a predicted model, not a curated record